Molecule: messenger RNA, 2087 nt
Organism: Sturnus vulgaris (Common starling)
Lineage: Eukaryota; Metazoa; Chordata; Aves; Passeriformes; Sturnidae
Source: RefSeq, a predicted model, not a curated record
GCGCGAGACGGACACGGACUCGCCAUGGCGGAGGAGGCGGCGGUGCGGGCCCAGGCGGAGACCGUGCGGAGGCUCAAACAGGACAAGGCCGAUCCUGACGAGAUUGCCAAGGAAGUGACAAAGUUGCUCGAGAUGAAGGCACAGCUGGGGGCAGAUGAGGGGAAACAAAAGUUCGUGCUCAAGACCCCGAAGGGCACCCGGGAUUUUGGCCCCAGGGAAAUGGCCAUCCGUGAGAGAGCCUUCAAAGCCAUCAUCUCGUGCUUCAAGCGCCACGGAGCCGAGGUCAUCGACACGCCGGUGUUCGAGCUGAAGGAGACACUGACAGGGAAAUACGGUGAAGACUCAAAGCUCAUCUAUGAUCUCAAAGAUCAGGGAGGAGAGCUGCUGUCCCUGCGCUAUGACCUGACAGUGCCCUUUGCUCGCUAUCUGGCCAUGAACAAGAUCACCAACAUCAAACGUUACCACAUUGCCAAGGUGUACAGGAGGGACAACCCGGCCAUGACCAGGGGCCGCUACCGCGAGUUCUACCAGUGUGACUUUGACAUUGCCGGGCAGUUUGACCCGAUGAUUCCCGAUGCCGAGUGCCUGAAGAUUGUGCACGAGAUCCUGAAUGACCUGCAGCUCGGGGACUUUGUCAUCAAGGUCAACGACCGGCGCAUCCUUGAUGGGAUGUUUGCAGUUUGUGGGGUCCCGGACAACAAAUUCCGAACCAUCUGCUCCAGUGUUGACAAACUGGAUAAGAUGCCGUGGGAAGAAGUGAGGAGUGAGAUGGUGGAAGAGAAGGGGCUCUCUCCCGAGGCUGCAGAUCGCAUUGGGGGGUAUGUCCAGCUCCAUGGUGGGCUGGACCUGAUCGAGCGGCUUCUCCAGGACCCAAAGCUAUCCCAGAACAAGCUGGCCAAGGAAGGGCUGGGGGACAUGAAGCUGCUGUUUGAGUACCUGACCCUGUUUGGCAUCACAGGGAAGAUCUCCUUUGACCUGAGCCUGGCCCGGGGCCUGGACUAUUACACAGGGGUGAUCUUUGAGGCUGUGCUGCUGCAGCAGGAGAACGAGCACGUGGAGGAGCCGGUCAGCGUUGGCAGCGUGGCUGGAGGCGGCCGCUACGACGGGCUGGUGGGGAUGUUUGAUCCCAAGGGCAGGAAGGUGCCCUGUGUGGGGGUCAGCAUUGGGAUCGAGCGGAUCUUCUCCAUCCUGGAGCAGAGACUGGAGGCCUCUGAGGAAAAGGUCAGGACAACAGAGACACAGGUGCUGGUGGCCUCUGCCCAAAAGAAGCUCCUUGAAGAGCGACUGAAGCUCAUCUCUGAACUAUGGGACGCUGGAAUCAAGGCAGAGAUGCUGUACAAGAAGAACCCCAAGCUGCUGAACCAGCUGCAGUACUGUGAGGACACAGGCAUCCCUCUUGUGGCCAUUGUGGGUGAGCAGGAGCUCAAAGAUGGAGUCGUCAAGCUACGGAUUGUGGCAACCAGGGAGGAGGUACGGUGUGUGGCAUGGUGGGGUUGGCUAUGUGACCCUUCAGCCCAGCUCAAAGCAGCCCUCCAGACCCACUGGUGUUUCCAGCAACUUCUGUAACACCCCAUAUUUCAGUUCCUUGCCCCAUGCACCUUCCUGGAGUCAUGAAGUGCUGUUGUCUGUAGCUCUGGAGAGUUUCCUAUCCCGUGGCCUCCUUGAGGAGCCUGGAGGGGUGAUUCAGUGGCACUCUUGGAAUGAGUGAGACGAAACAGAACUUGGUUAGCCCUGAACUGCAGGGCUGCUCUGUGCCUGUUGUCUCAGGACAGAGUCCCAAAACAGGCAGCACUGAAAUCAGUGCAUUGGUCACUGGCUAAGAUCAGUGUGUAGGUCACCUAGAUCAGUAGCUUUGGAACAGCAAAGUGUGGGAAGAGCAUCAUUCACCCAACCAUUAUGCAGGAAAGGGCUUAUUGGGGUUGCUGGUGCCGCCUGCUCUUACAGGUUCAGCUCUGUGGCUGCUGCAGCCCACUCAAUCCCUGUAGAGAGACUGGUGACACCUUGCUGUGACCUCCUGAGACACAGGGCCACCACUGUGGUGACAAGUCAAGCUGCUGGAGUUGUAUUAAAGCAACUUUUUGCUCCUU